AUGCCACGUGAGGAAUCCCUAUGUUUGGGCGAUGAUGAGGCGGCAAUGCAUAUUUCACUAUUCAUCGGCUCACUCAUUUUCCUGCUCAUACUCUGUGACCAAGAGCGAGUAGAUGCUGGAUAUGUGCAUAUUGCUCAUGGAGCCAAGCACAAGUGCUUCAGCUGCAUGUCAAGAUACUAUGGCGCCACGUGGCACUUUGCCGGCUACUCGAAGAUUUAUCUUGAACCACUCACGUUCACUGAUGACUGCGGUGAGCCGCUGGCAAGAGGCGCCGAUGUGCCGGUGCAGCACUGUGACGAGACCUCAAAUUGCAUCACCAUGGUCGAGGAUCUCAAAAUUGGAGUUGGAGCGAAAGCCUUCAUUCGCGGUUGCUACAACUCGAUCUUUGUCUUUGGAUUUAAUCGAACGGGUAUCGCCGGGAAGAUGGCCUCGAAGCAGGGAUGCUUCAACGCGAAUCUCUCGCAGGUCAUCAAUGGUGGACGACCCUUUGAUAGCCAAAUAAAAAUCUGUUCCUGUGCUGGAGAACUUUGCAAUGGAGAACCCCUCAAUUCAGUCUCUUCUCAAAUUUCAAUAAUUUCUUCAAUGUUAUUAUUUUUUAUCUUUUCCGUCUUUCUAUUUACU
Molecule: messenger RNA, 621 nt
Organism: Mesorhabditis belari
Lineage: Eukaryota; Metazoa; Nematoda; Chromadorea; Rhabditida; Rhabditidae
Source: the annotation of a GenBank genome assembly